UUGAGGAAUAGAAGUAAUCCAGGAGUUUGCCCCAAACAUCACCGUUAAUGGAACUAGAAAAAUUAGAUAAAAAAUAUAAGAUCCAAGAAAGGUCCCACCCACAUGCAGAACCCUAAGACCGACCUUAGGUGACUGUGGAAACCCAAGGCCCUGGCCUUCAGUGGGCAGUGCAUCACAAAGCAAAAAUUAAGGUGCAAGCUAGGACAAAAAUUGUAAAUCCUGAUGUAAUGAAUGAUUAUCUAGAUUAUUUCAGAUAGAAUGUACGAAGUACAUGUUUUGGCUGAGGGAUAUUCCAAGCUAAGAGAGGAUGGUAUUAUGACAGCUAAUGGAUCUUGUUCAUUAGUUACAGGAGGAAAAUUCAAGGUUGUUGUUGACACAAUGUCGCCUUGGGAUAAGGAGAAGAUUAUUGAAGGUCUGAAACAGUUCAAUAUGUCACCAGAGGACAUAACUCACUUAGUUUGUACUCAUGGGCACCCUGAUCAUGUUGGGAACAAUAAUCUAUUCACAGCUGCAGUUCAGCAUAUUGUAGGAUUCUCAGUUCACAAGAAGGAUGAGUACUUCAUACAUCCUUUCGAAUGUGGAGAACCUCUGGAACUAGAUGGAGAGGAUCUAGUGGUAAUUCCUACACCUGGCCAUACUAAUGAUAGCGUCAGUCUCAAAGUUCUAACAAAAGAUGGUGUUGUGGUUAUAGCUGGAGAUCUGUUUGAGAAACAAGAGGAUCUGACAGAUGAUAAAAUUUGGAAAGAUGCAGGUUCGGAAAAUGAGGCGGCCCAGAAAAUGAACAGAGAGAAAAUCCUAUCUAUUGCUGACUUCAUAGUUCCUGGUCAUGGGCCAAAGUUCCAAGUCAAAAAAUUAUAAGAAAGUGUUUUUAUUUAAAAAUAAUUUCUCACACUUCAAUUUUCUUGACAAUUUUGAGAUUGCUUAGCAUCCAAUUGUUAUUUUAUCUGCUACAACUUUUAUUUGAGAAAUUUUUAAGACCUAAAAUAAAUAGUUUUUUUAAACAUAAACUUUGCUAGAGGUCCUAAAAACAUCUUGGCGUUCUUGUUGUGCAUUGAAUCCAAAAACAUCAACACAAAAUACAAAUUAUAGAGAUUGUAAAAAAACCUUUUAAGCAGUUUAUAAAAACAUGUAUGUACCUUUGUGAUCUCGGUCCUUGAGUCUAGGUAGCAUUGGACUUCGGG
This is a messenger RNA of Eurytemora carolleeae, 1181 nucleotides long. RefSeq names its product metallo-beta-lactamase domain-containing protein 1. NCBI's taxonomy places the organism in Eukaryota, Metazoa, Arthropoda, Copepoda, Calanoida, Temoridae. The record is from RefSeq and is a predicted model, not a curated record. The transcript has 6 exons. The coding region runs from base 259 to 858 and encodes 199 amino acids.